This is a messenger RNA of Orycteropus afer afer, 372 nucleotides long. It is a transcript of the gene IL4, whose product is annotated as interleukin 4. Gene Ontology annotation, molecular function: interleukin-4 receptor binding; cytokine activity; growth factor activity. The transcript is spliced from 3 exons. NCBI's taxonomy places the organism in Eukaryota, Metazoa, Chordata, Mammalia, Tubulidentata, Orycteropodidae. Gene Ontology annotation, biological process: negative regulation of chronic inflammatory response; B cell costimulation; innate immune response in mucosa. Gene Ontology annotation, cellular component: extracellular region. Bases 1 to 372 code for a protein of 123 amino acids. The record is from RefSeq and is a predicted model, not a curated record.
AUGGGUCUCACAUCCCAACUGAUUCCAAUUCUGUUCUGUCUACUAGUAUGUACCGGCAACUUUGUCUACAGCUACAAAUGCAGAAUUGCCUUAAAAGAGACCAUCAACAGUUUGAACCUCCUCACAGAGAAGAAGAACGCAACCAAGGAUGAAAUCUUCUGCAGGGCUGCGACUGUGCUUUCACGAGUCCACACACACAAUAGGCACUUGACCAAACACCUGAGAGGACUCAACAGAAGCAUCAGCAGCAUGACAAAUGUGACCUACUGUCCUGUGAAUGAAGUCAGGAAGAGUACAUUGAAAGACUUCUUGGAAAGGCUGAAUACGAUCAUGAAGGAGAAAUAUUCAAAGUGUGAAAGUCUAACAUUUUAA